AUGGCCCUUCUAAAUGGAAACAGUUGGGAGGAGUGCAACCUGUCAGGACAGAAGCUGAAGUCCCUCCCUCGGGAUCUUUUCACGCAGGCUAGACGUGUGGAUUUGCAGAGAAACAAACUGAAAUGGGUCACCGGCAUCUCCAGAUUCACCCACCUGACAAAGCUCAAUCUCUCCAGGAACAAGAUAAUAGAGUUUCCUCAGGAGAUGCGCAACCUGCACAGACUAGAGAUGCUCUACAUGAACCACAACAACAUCAGAGCCAUUCCAGAGGGAGUCUUUCCACAUCUGAGCAGGUUAAAGUUCCUAAAACUGAGCAACAAUCGCUUGGCCAACCUUCCUUCAGAUAUAAACCAAUGCACGGGAAUCACUUACCUGGACUUUUCCAGGAACUGCCUUCAGAACAUACAACCACUAGUUGGUCUCCCAAAGCUGAAAGAGCUUUUGGUCGAGAAGAACCAGCUUACGGAGCUGCCGUCCCAGCUCUUCCAGAACCGUAGCUGUGAGCUGACCGUGUGCAAGGCCACGGGGAAUCCACUCAGGUGUCCACCAGAGGAGGUCUGUGCUGGAGGGGUCAUGGACAUCCAGAGCUAUUUCUGUCAAAUGGAGGAGGAGCCAAACACACGCAGCGCCUGGACAGUCAAGACCAUGUUCCUGGGCUCCUCCAUGGCAGGGAAGUCCACGCUCUGCCGCAGCCUGAGGCAAGGCAAGCCCGUGGCGGUGGCACCGCAGGACCGGACCGAGGGGAUCGAGAUCAGUCAGCUGUACGCCCAGGAAGUCCGUUUCCUCUUCUGGGACUUUGCAGGGCAGGAGGAGUACUACCUGACACACCACGUCUUCAUCACACCACGAGCCCUCGUCAUUCUUACUUUUGAUUUAGCCAGCUACAGCAUUGUAGACCCGCAGUCUUUCAAAGACCAAGUGUGGUUCUGGAUAAACAACAUACAACUGCGUGUGCCAGACUCAGUGGUCCUGCUGGUGGGGACACACUGCGACCAGUGCAGAGACCAGGAGGAGGUGAUGGAGAAGAAGAAAGACAUCGAGGAGAAGGUCAGAGUCAUGCUGGCCAACAGGAAGACGGUUUUGAAACAUCAGAAGAAAAAUCUUGAAGAAAACAUGGAUGUCUCUCUCUUUAUGGACCAGCUGGAUGAGCUGGACUGCCUUCUGGAAUCUAAUUUGAAGGUUCUGGAUCUUGUAACAGUUGACUGCACAAAGACUGAGGAUAUUGCAAAACUCAAAGGUCAUAUUUUAACGUGCAUUCAAUCAGAGAGUGUGUUUGUGUGUUCUGAGAGCAUCUUACCCAAAAGUUACGAAGCAGUGGAACAAUCCAUUCAUUCCCUUUCAAUGAAGAAAAUCCCCAAACAUGGUGUUAUUCUGCUUGAAGAACUGGGUGAUUUAAUUCUGGACCGUGUGAAACUGAGCAGAGAGAGUCUCCAUUCCAUGUUGCGAUUCCUCUUGAGAUAUCUGCAUCGUAUUGGGGUGAUCGUUUGGUACGAAGACAUCAGUGUCCUCAGUGACAGAGUGUUUAUCCAGCCUUCCUUCCUCAUCUCAAUGUUCAAGACUAUUGUGAGACAUGACCUGGUGCAGCAGCUGGACGGGCUAUCCAGAGAUCUUCUCCUGCAGGAAGGGGCCCUGGUGAAACAGAAGUUCACCUGGGUUAGCGACUUGAAGUACAGAGGCAUCCUUCACAAUGCAGCCAUGCGCAUCUUGGUCCGCAGAGAGUUGGAGAAACUGAUUGUGGGUGAUGACGACUUGGUUGGAGAGGUGGUGGGUUCCAAAAGAGAAGAAGGUAUAGUACUCACCCUCCUGCAGCACUUUGAGGUUUGCCUCCCCACUUUGGUCUCAAGCCACCUGAACCCCCAAGCACCAGAGUUCAUUCCUGGUGAGAAGCAGUGGGAGUCACCCAGGGAGGCCAAGAGGGAUCCAGACGGAGCCUGCCUCUUCCCCAUUUACCUGAAGGACGACCUCAUAGUUUGCAACAAGUGGGGGGAGGACAGACAAGAUGACCUCAAUGUCCACGUGUACUUCCUUCCUGAGAUUCCUCACGGCUUCUUCCACAGAGUGAUCAUCAAGACGUGCUCCCUGUACCAGACUCACUGGGUGGGGAGAGAGCAGUGUCUCCUCUGCUGUGGAAACAGGCUGACUCUGGUGAGACAGAAGGAUACAGAUGGAGAUCCGUUUAUAGAGAUACGCUGCAGGAGACCUGAGAAGGGUGAAGAGUUUCGGCAGUCGUGGGAUCUGAUCUUGGCGGUGAUGUCCAAGUUGUUUGUGCUGUCCAAGCAGUGGCCAGGGCUGACUCAGCAGGUGCACACGCCCUGUCCAGAGAGAGGCUGUCCACACUACUUCACCUGGAGGGACUGGCAGGAGCUCAGCAGCACUGACUUCUUCAACAUAGUGAAGGAGGAGAAAUUAGUAUGCCAGGGAGGCCAUACACGACGGUCAGAGCUGAUUUUCCCUAAAGUUCCCAUGUUGAAGUGAGGAGUUCCAUGAAAAUAAACUACAAGAGGAGAAACACAGCACAGCGAGGAUGACUCAGAAUCAAAGACGUCAUGUAACCACAAUAAUUCUGCAGUUGCAACAGUUUAAUAAAUAUCACGCUGAUGAAGAUGUCACUCCUGAGGGCAGGAUGUUUCAUUUCCCAUGUUACGUGUUCUUACUUUUGCUUCUGUUACUCGUACCGCGAGGGGAUGGACAUAAAAAAAUAAGCGAGAGAAAUUAGGAAUUGUUAAAUUGUAUUUAAGUGUCAUAAAGAUUACAUGUUUUGUUUUUCAAUUAAACUCAUGGAUGGUAUUGUGUCUCAGGGCUCUUUGGAUCACUGAAAUCAAUCUCAGACACCUGUGAUAAUUAGUUUGCCAGGUAAGCCAAAUUAAGGAAAAACUACUUAAGAAGGGCGUUCCACAUUAUUAAGCAGAUGACCAUUUCCAAGCAAUAUGGGAAAGAAAAAGGAUCUCUCUGCUGCUGAAAAGCGUGAAAUAGUUCAAUGCCUUGGACAAGGUAUGAAAACCUUAGAUAUUUCACGAAAACUUAAUCGUGAUCAUCCUACUGUUAAGAGAUUUGUGGCUGAUUCAGAGCACACAUGGGGUCGUGCAGAUAAAGGCACAAUGAGGAAGGUUUCUGCCAGACAAAAACAUCAGAUUAAGAGAACAGCUGCUAAAAUGCCAUUACAAAGUAGCAAAAAGAUAUUUGAAGCU
Molecule: messenger RNA, 3188 nt
Organism: Centropristis striata (black sea bass)
Lineage: Eukaryota; Metazoa; Chordata; Actinopteri; Perciformes; Serranidae
Product: malignant fibrous histiocytoma-amplified sequence 1 homolog
Exons: 10
Coding region: 1-2475 (824 amino acids)
Molecular function (GO): protein binding
Source: RefSeq, a predicted model, not a curated record